Molecule: messenger RNA, 537 nt
Organism: Lindgomyces ingoldianus
Lineage: Eukaryota; Fungi; Ascomycota; Dothideomycetes; Pleosporales; Lindgomycetaceae
Exons: 1
Source: RefSeq, a predicted model, not a curated record
AUCCAGGCCGACACUCUGGCAGCAAGCUUUCCAGCCUCACGUAUUCUAUCUGUUCUCCAAGAAUCCCAUCGUGUCCUUGCACCUGAUGGGGUGAUGGAAUUUCGAAUCGUCGACCCGCUUCCUGAUCCCAAAACUGUUGGCAAUCUUCUCAAUCACUGGAUUGAGGAAUAUCUCUUGCUAAACUUGGAGAAAUCGUUCCGGUGUUCUCGGCCUUCAUUGCUCGUGCCAAUGUGGAUACGAGAAGCUGGGUUUGUGGAUUAUCAGCAGAGUGAACUAACGGCCACUGAUUUCAGUGGUCAGCUCUCUUGUAUAGUACAGAAAUUUCCAGCAAUUGCGUAUGAGGGUGCAAGUGUUGAUGAGCGACUCCAAGUUGAGAUUGGACACAUGGUAUGGCAAACAAUGUGGGGAGAUUUCGUGAAGAUAGAAUGUGGUAUGGAUGUAAGGUGGUGGGAAGACAAUGAAGUGCGAAAAGAGUGCCUCGAAAGAAAUGCGCAGGUUGUCUGCAAGGUCUUCCGCGUACGGAAACUGCCUCCUUGA